AGCUGAUGUGAGCAUCGUGUUCGCACGCCAACUCGAAAAUGAUCGAUGAAACACCAAUUCUCGCGACGCGUGCACUCUCAGCAUCGAAUGCAACCGAGGAUAGAACGAACUUCUACGCGGCCCCAAUCACCGUUGAGAGAGAGAGAAAUUGCUCAAGGCGUCGGCCGCCGGCGAGCAGGAUUCGCAUUUAGUGGAGUUGCCGAGAAGGAUGAAUGUUUGCUGUUCCGAUGCCGGCUAACAUGGACCAACGGACGGAUUCGAAAACUCGUCUCUCGACAGUCUGCAAAAGUGUGGUCACAAAGACCAUUGAGAGCUUGGUGUUUGACCAUUCCAGACCAGUGACGUUCUGGCCCCGAAGUCUCGGAUUGCCUAAUUGGAACAAUCGCUUGUCUUUCAGCUCUCGAAUCACAGAACAACAGGGAUGUUGGUCACGUCGCAGAAAAAUAAGCUGGAGAGCGUAAUGGCAAAAGAACAAUAUGAAUGACCCGAGAGCGAGAAUGUGGAACCACAGCCCAAGACAUUCCGACCCAUUUGCAGCUCGAGACAACACCGCUUCUGCCUGCGGCCCACGCCAAAUGCAGCAUGAGAUGCACACUCGAUCUCGAAGAGCUUGCUGAAACGAUCGAGCACAAGAUCGCAGAGGUGCAACCAGUAGUCCUCGUAACAGAUUUUAGACCGGUGAACAGCUGAGCCAAUCGCCGUCCUGUUUGCGCAAGCCACUCUAUGAUCCCACUUCAGCUGCGACGCCACGCCGAGAAUUGAGCAUACAGGUCCUGUCAGAUCGAAGCAUGACGUCUAGAACGCGAUCAUACUAUCAAUGGCCGCCGGCAGCUGUCCGCCAGGCCGCCAACAUGAAACGCAGACACAGCUUUGAACGAGUCGAUGUACAACACUACGGCGCGAAAAGAGCACUUUGCCUACCUUGUCGGCAGGUGGCUUGAGCAAUAGCAAUACAAGUGAUGGACCAAAUCAAUGCAUGUGGCAACAGGGUCUACUUAGGGCUGUCGCACGAGCAGCUCCAGCCUUGGCCAAUAUCGAGCUUUAUUCCCGACUAUUCGUCAAUGCAUCACUCAAUACACAACUGAAAACAG
This is a messenger RNA of Pseudocercospora fijiensis CIRAD86, 1091 nucleotides long. RefSeq lists its product as uncharacterized. NCBI's taxonomy places the organism in Eukaryota, Fungi, Ascomycota, Dothideomycetes, Mycosphaerellales, Mycosphaerellaceae. The coding region runs from base 46 to 342 and encodes 98 amino acids. The transcript has a single exon. The record is from RefSeq and is a predicted model, not a curated record.